UUCCAAGGAAAUCCAGGGGCAUUUUGUUUCUCUGGUAAACUCAUUGUUCUAUAUAAACACAAAACGCAUGGUCGCCUUUUGCCUGUCGCUUGUUACGUGAAAAGCUCUCCAAAAACUAUCCAUCAAUUUUCCCAACACUUUUCUCUAGCCGAUGGCUGACAAUGGUUCUGUUGAAGAGUUCUUGGCCACUGCAGUCGAUGCAGCUAAGAAAGCUGGAGAGAUAAUCCGUAAAGGGUUUUACCAGACCAAGCAUGUGGAGCAUAAAGGCCAGGUGGAUUUGGUCACAGAGACGGAUAAAGCAUGUGAAGAUCUUGUGUUUAAUCAUCUUAAGCAACAUUACCCCUCUCACAAGUUUAUUGGGGAAGAAACUACCGCUGCCAAUGGUGCAUCAGAGCUUACCGAUGAACCUACCUGGAUAGUUGAUCCCCUUGAUGGAACAACAAACUUUGUGCAUGGGUUUCCCUUUGUCUGUGUCUCCAUUGGUCUUACCAUUGGAAAGGUUCCUACAGUUGGUGUUGUUUACAAUCCGAUAAUGGAUGAGCUCUUUACUGGUAUACUUGGGAAAGGUGCUUUUCUCAAUGGAUCCCCUAUUAGAGUGUCAUCUCAGACUGAACUUGUAAAGUCUCUCCUUGCAACAGAGGCUGGAACAAAACGAGAUAAGUCCACUUUGGACGCUAGUACAAAUAGAAUCAAUAUCUUGCUUUUCAAGGUGAGAUCACUUCGAAUGACUGGUUCAUGUGCAUUGAAUCUUUGUGGAAUUGCAUGUGGAAGACUCGACCUGUUUUACGAACUUGGAUAUGGGGGUCCAUGGGAUGUGGCUGCUGGUGUUUUAAUUGUUAAAGAAGCUGGAGGCCUCGUGUAUGAUCCGUUUGGUAAAGAUUUUGACAUCACAGUUCCACAGGUCGCCGCUUCGAAUCCAUCGCUGAAAGAUGCAUUUCUUGAGGCUUUGCAGCAUUGAUAAAUCCUCAAAGGCCUGAAAUUGCCUCUACUAUCUGAUAUGAUAUAUUAGCUUGUUUUGUUCUUUUUGUGGGAUUUUGUUUACAACAUGAAUGAUUCUUCGAAUAGGCUGAUGGCUCUGAACGCCGAACCCAAUUUAUAUCAUGGAAAUGUGUAUGUAUCUUUCUACAAGCCCAAUUCAAUGAAACCAUUUGGACCA
Molecule: messenger RNA, 1156 nt
Organism: Hibiscus syriacus
Lineage: Eukaryota; Viridiplantae; Streptophyta; Magnoliopsida; Malvales; Malvaceae
Product: inositol-phosphate phosphatase-like
Exons: 12
Coding region: 152-958 (268 amino acids)
Biological process (GO): inositol metabolic process; signal transduction; phosphatidylinositol phosphate biosynthetic process
Molecular function (GO): inositol monophosphate 1-phosphatase activity
Source: RefSeq, a predicted model, not a curated record